This is a messenger RNA of Symbiodinium natans, 442 nucleotides long. Lineage: Eukaryota; Dinophyceae; Suessiales; Symbiodiniaceae. The record is from the annotation of a GenBank genome assembly.
GCGUGACAGGAGGACGACCAGCGCAGCCACUCGGAAAGGAUGGAUCCGGCAGGUCACACAUCAGCACAUUUCGAGUUCCCUUCUGUCGCCCGCGACACCGGUGCCCCUUCAUGACCCUCCACAAGUCCUUCUGCGCCAGCCUUCCAUGAACUUCUGCGUGUACAGCGAGCCGAACAGGCUCGAGGUUUGUGUCGGGGAGAUGGUGGGCUUGCGCCCCUUAUCUCACCUUGAAGGCUGCAUCUUUGCCGCUGCCCCAAGGUUUCCGCGCGGAGUGGCGCUGGACAUGCAGUCCGGCUUGGUGUAUGGUCGGCCCGAGGAACUCACUUUAGGAGAAGUGACCUACUUCGUCACGGCCUGCGAUCCGGGGCGAUUCCCUCUGACAGUGAUACAUGUUGCCAUGAUCAAGCUCACGGUCAGCCUCUCUGUCAAGGUAUCACAGUGA